GUCACAAUGACAGACGAACCGUUUGCGAACAUGGGUGGGGUUCUCGUCGACUGCAUUCGUGCUACUGUGUGAUGGACACAACCCAGAUAGAGGGGCAACGACGAGAGGCCACACAGCCAAACACGGCCCCAUCCCGAAAUAAAUACGCCAUGCUGAUGAAGGCCGCUUGUGUCUCUUAUAACCUGGCUCCGGUUUCCUUCUUAACCAAGCGCGCGUUCAAUGAAACCGAGUUCCUUACUCGUCGUCCCGUCUUCAUCUAUUCCAAUAUUGCAUGAUUCCAACAUCUCGAGCUGAAAUCUUGUUUUCUCACUGCAGCUUCUCCUCAUCUGUCACACACCCCGGCUAUAGUUGCGUCGUCGUGACCUCUCAUAUCUCAUAACUCUGAAUCGUACUCGGGCGUGACCGGCAAGAUGGCGGAGACCGCAGCGAACGGUCACAUUCCUGAAUCGAACAUCGAUGUUCUGAUCAUUGGCGCCGGACCCUCAGGCUUGAUGGCCGCAGCCUGGAUGGCACACUGUGGCGUUAAGGCACGUGUUGUCGAUAAACGAAACACAAAGGUGUUCUGUGGCCAGGCCGAUGGGCUCCAAUGUCGCAGUCUUGAGAUCUUUGACAGUCUUGGUUUCGGCGACCGGGCCUGGAAGGAGGCCAAUCACAUGCUCGAGAUUUGCAUGUGGAACCCCGGCAGUGAUGGUGUGAUUUGUCGCUCAGAUCGCAUCCCAGACACCAUCGUCGGCCUCUCCCGUUUCCAGCAAAUUGUCCUGCAGCAGGGCCGCAUUGAGCGCUUUUUCUUGGACAACAUCAAGAAGUACUCAAAGGAUACCAUCAAGGUUGAGCGGGGUGUUCUGCCCGAGUCUCUCGAGAUCGAUGUGUCCAAGGUUGAAGACGACUCGGCCUACCCCGUGACGGUUAAGCUGCGGCAACUCAGUGAGGAGGAAGCAACCCCCAAGCAACAGAUAACCGCUAGCAAAGUGAAUGACGGUAUCUUUCGAAGCAACUUGAUAGUCGAGGAUGACGAGGAUGACCUGAUCAAGAAGAGUCAGUCUCGAGGCGGAUCAAGCGAGAUUGUCCACGCCAAGUAUGUCAUUGGUUGUGACGGUGCCCGCAGUUGGACGCGACGAGCUCUCGGCUUCGACCUGGACGGCGAAGCCACUGAUUUCAUCUGGGGUGUUAUGGAUAUCAUCCCCAUCACUGACUUCCCCGAUAUUCGCAUGCGAUGCGCCAUCCACUCUGCUGAGAAUGGCAGUCUCAUGGUCAUUCCUCGAGAGAACAAGCUCGUCCGUCUUUACAUUCAACUGAAGGAGGUGACGCCCGACGCUUCUGGUCGUGCGGACAGAACCAAGAUUGCCCCCGAGCUCAUCUUCCGUUCUGCCCAAAAGAUCAUCGCCCCCUACAAUCUUGACUACCAGUACUGUGACUGGUGGACUGCUUACCAAAUUGGGCAAAGGGUGGCCCCCAAGUUCGAGGCCCACGAACGUGUCUUCCUGGCUGGAGAUGCCGUGCACACGCACUCGCCCAAAGCCGGUCAAGGCAUGAACGUGUCAAUGCAGGACUGCUUCAACCUCGGCUGGAAGGUGGGCUUGGUGGCCAAGGGUGUCGCUAAGCGCAGCAUCCUGAGCAGCUAUCAGAGUGAGCGCCGUCGUGUGGCCCAAGACCUUAUCGACUUCGACCACCGCUUCAGCCGACUCUUCUCGGGCCGACCGGCCAAGGACGUCAUGGACGCUGAGGGAGUCAGCAUGGAGGAGUUCAAAGACGCUUUCGAGAAGGGCAACAUGUUCGCGUCGGGCUUGUCCGUCAACUACGGACCCAGCACCCUCAUCGUCAAGUCUGGCGAUGCAGCUGAGCAGGGCGAUGGCAGCAAGGUGGCACAGUCUAAGGCCACUCAGAUCACGGCCGACGCGUUCGCCAAGAGGCAAGGGCUGGCGACGGGUAUUCCCAUCGGAAUGCGUUUCAACAGCUUCAAGGUGCUCAACCAGUCCGAUGCCCGUCCGUGGCACUUCCAGGAGCGCCUCAAGGCCGAUGGGCGAUUCCGCAUCAUCCUCUUCGCAGGAAACGUCCUCGAUGCCGCGCAGAAGGCGCGCGUGGACAAGUUCUGCGAGGCUCUCGAUGCGCCCACAAACUUCCUGCGCGCUGCUACUCCCGGCGGCGCCCCCAUCGACAGUGUGAUUGAGGUCCUGACCAUCCACUCAUCCAAGCGCACCGACACGGAGCUGCUCCGAGACUUCCCUGAGAUCCUGCACCCCUUCAGCGAGCAACACGGCUGGGACUACAACAAGGUCUUCGUCGACGAUGUGAGCUACCACGAGGGCUUUGGCGAUGCAUACGUCAACUACGGUGUCGAUAAGGAGAGGGGCUGUGUGGUGAUUGCUAGACCCGAUCAGUAUGUCGGCUGGAUUGGUGAGCUCGAGGACUUCGAGGAGAUGCAGCAGUACUUUGAGGGCUGCCUUGUGCUGAGAGGAACCCAGGCGACUAACGGACAGACGUUGGCUGUAAGGUAGAUGACGUUUAACAAAUGAGGCAUGUGGAUC
Messenger RNA from Pseudomassariella vexata, 2525 nucleotides. RefSeq names its product phenol hydroxylase. Lineage: Eukaryota; Fungi; Ascomycota; Sordariomycetes; Amphisphaeriales; Pseudomassariaceae. The record is from RefSeq and is a predicted model, not a curated record. Gene Ontology annotation, molecular function: FAD binding. The transcript has 7 exons. Bases 411 to 2495 code for a protein of 694 amino acids.